CGCUAACGAGCAGCCCUCGGCGCGUCUGUAAACAAUGGAUCAACACUCCUCCACCCUCGCUACAUCAUUCAUACUCCGCCAUGCCGACCGCUACAAACCCACCUUCGCGAUCGCCCUCACCGGCGCCUGCGCCGCCUAUCGCUGAGACCCCUGGCCCCCGCGCCCAAGGCCUAAUCAACGUCUUCAACCAAGCCUCUAAGGCCACGCUCGACAAGUGCUCGUCGAAGAACUUUGCAUCCUGCUUCCCUACCGCUGCGCAGUAUGCGCCUGAAACUCUCGAAGGAUUGCGCAGCCAGAUCGUAGACCAGCUGGACCGCACAUGGAAGGUCAACUUCGAAGAGAUUCUAAAGAAAAGGGACGUUGUAAAACUGGUCAACGAGCUAGAGCAGUGCAUUGAGGAUGCGAAACUGAGGAAAAAGCGCGCGGAAGCGAACGCAGAUGGGGGACCAGUCGAGGUUCCUGUACCACCGCAUACCCUCACGCCGUCCGAAAUCCAUUUGGCGCACCUCAUGCCGUUCCUCGAGAAGCAGGCGAUAGAAAUGAACACCAAGCUCGCCGAGACCCAGACAGCGAACACGGAGCUGCUGGCGACUGUGACCGCACAGCGCGCAGAAAUCGAGGCGCUUGUCAGAGGCUUGGAAAGCGUCGUCAGCGACCUGGAAGCCAGUGCGCAAUUGAUGGCGCAGGAUGAUGUCCAGAACUUGAGUACCGAGAUUAGAGAUGCCGAGAUGGGGAUGAGGACCUGAGCCGUAGACAACGAGCACCGGGCGCAUGACUUGCUAUAGCACAUAAGAUCAGGCCGCCUGUCGCAGAAGGCUCUGGAUCACUGGACCUGUUGAAUCCAUAUCGACAGGCCAGACGCCGUGGUCGAGGAGAGCAAAGCG
Molecule: messenger RNA, 884 nt
Organism: Boeremia exigua
Lineage: Eukaryota; Fungi; Ascomycota; Dothideomycetes; Pleosporales; Didymellaceae
Product: Nnf1-domain-containing protein
Exons: 2
Coding region: 81-746 (221 amino acids)
Biological process (GO): chromosome segregation
Cellular component (GO): MIS12/MIND type complex
Source: RefSeq, a predicted model, not a curated record